Perkinsus marinus ATCC 50983 is the source of this 936-nucleotide messenger RNA. RefSeq lists its product as hypothetical. Lineage: Eukaryota; Perkinsozoa; Perkinsida; Perkinsidae. The transcript has 9 exons. Bases 1 to 936 code for a protein of 311 amino acids. The record is from RefSeq and is a predicted model, not a curated record. Gene Ontology annotation, molecular function: sphingomyelin synthase activity; ceramide cholinephosphotransferase activity. Gene Ontology annotation, biological process: ceramide biosynthetic process. Gene Ontology annotation, cellular component: endoplasmic reticulum membrane; Golgi membrane.
AUGGUAGCUGUGCUGGAAGCCCCUUCAAAAGGCAGAUCCCUAUGGAGGAGGAUCGUUGCUAGUGUGAAGAGAUUCAAUCGAUCUCGAAUUGAUUAUGCCCGUCUGGCUUGGCCCGUCGAGUGGGCUAUAUUCAAGAAGGGCGCCUGGUGGGGUAUAUUAUUCUUCAUUAUAACCCUCCUUAUCCACAACUGGGUACACAACUGUGUCUACAUGCUAGCUGGACAAUAUGGCGUGUAUGGUCCAUAUGGUCGUCCUGGCAACCCUGUUGUGGACCUUCUAUUUGAGCUCUUCGGCCCUGGGCCAGUGGACUGGACUCCGGCCCCUGGCGACGUCAUCCUAUACUGUACAAUUGUGAUGGGUGUUCUCUAUGCUCUCCGGCCUCUACUUUUCCCCUUCCCUUUUCGCACGAUGAAUAUACUCUGGCGUUGGGCAGUGGUGGCUAGUCUGGCAACUUAUGCGAGAUUGGCAUCAUUCAUAUUCACGAUCUUGCCUGGUCCAGCUGAGCAUUGUUCUGAGGCAAACUUCAACCCACCGACUACGGCUGGCGAGGUGUUCAAACGUAUUUUCGUUUCUGGAGGCUGCAGUGACCUUAUAUUCUCGGGACAUAUGCUCUACGUUAUCAGCGUUACAUGCGCAUUGUUCCGAUAUAGUUGCAACAAGUACCUCAAGAUAUUUGUGCUCUUGCUUACCAUCCUGCAAGCCUUCCUUAUUGUGGCCUCUCGAUCGCAUUAUAGUGUUGAUGUGGUUCCCAACGACUUCCGAACAGUCGGUAAGUCAAUCUCAUCUCCUGGAGUAUCUGAUGACGACGAGGAGUACCCGAGGACAGUGCCGUCUUCUGGCACUGCCAAAAGCGGCAAGCCUCGAAAGAUUUCCUCGGUCAGCACAAGGACGUCUCCUGAUUGGGUGCAUGAGUUCCGUCGAACAGUCUAUAAUUGA